CAUCAAUUCGAUUCAUCAACUCAUCCAAAAUCAAUACAAUAUAUCAUAUAAUUUCUUGAAUUAGGCUUAAGACUUUCAAACUUUCUCAAUUGUUAAGAAUCCAUGUCAGCCUUGAUUUUCCAUGUCACUCUUAUUAUUUUAAAUUUUUAAACUCAACACCGAUUAAAAAUAAAUGAACAUAUAUAUAAAUAAGUGUUACUAGGAUUCAAACACACAACCUAUAAUGCCUAUAUAUAUUAUAGUGUAAAGUUUCUGACGAGUAAGACAAACUAUAUAUGACGAUAUUGAUUGCAAAACUAAUAAGAUUAAAUCCAUUGAUUAUAUGAAUUAUUAAAAAGAUUGAUACUAUCAUGUCAUUAAACAUGUUUGAUAUGUUCAUUCUAAAUUUUUUAUCCUUUCACUUCAUCAAUAAAAUAGAUAUUUAAUCAAAAUUUAGUUGAAUUAAGAGUGGAUCUUAUGAUAUGAGCAUAAGUUUUAUGAUUACAAAUAAAUUACAUCAAUUCAAAUUAUCAACUAAUCUAAAAACAAUUUAAUUAUAAUUUUGACUCAAUAAUAAUUAUAAAAACAAUUCAGCCAAUGGCCAAAAACAAAACUAGUAUAUAAUAAACAUUGGUUAUGUGUUCGAUAUUUUAAAUUGACUUUGUAGUAAUAUAUAUUUGUAUAUAUUUUCCAACCAUGAAACUCUAACCAGGUAUUUGAAAUAACUUUGAUGUCUAUAAUAUAUUCAUUAUACAAUCUAGUCUCUGCACGGUAAAAACUAAACUUUUGAAGAAUUUCGUGGGGAAUCCUAGAAGCGUGGAGCUUAUUGAAGAAUUUAACAACUUCAUUGGCUCUUACAACCUAGUGGAUCUUCCACUCCAAGGAUCUAAAUUCACCUGGAGCAAAGGGGGUUUGGAGAAUUCGCUUUCUCGUAUCGACAAAGCUCUUAUUAAUGUAAGCUUUGAAGAGGAUUUUGGCCCUGAUGCACUCUCUGCUCUGGAAAGAGUGAAAUCUGAUCAUAACCCAAUUCUUAUGCAGUGGGGAAUGAAGGAUAACUUCCGUCAUUCGUGGCGCUUUGAGAAUAUGUGGCUCGCUGAAGAGAGUUUCUUUCAGGGUUUGGUGGCCUGGUGGAGCGUUCCUGUUUCAGGGACGAGUCAUCUGGUCAGGUUUGGUCAAAAAGGGAAACAAUCAAAGCUCCUAAUUAAGCAGUGGAACAGAGAUCAUUUUGGGAAAGUGGACAGAAAGAUUGCUGACCUUAUGACUAGUAUUAACGUUAUUAACUGAGGGUAAGGAGCCAGAAUCAUCAAUGAAAACCUGCUAGUGGAGAGAGACCUUCUGAAGUGUGAACUAGAAAGAACUUCGUUACUUGAGGAGAUUUCUUGGCGGCAGAAGUCCCGUGAAUUGUGGCUCAAAGUGGGAGAUAAAAACUCGGGUUUUUCCAUAUAAUGGCUAAUCAAAACAGAAGGAAAAAUAGAGUGAAGAGGCUGAAAAUCGAUGGUUGUGUGACUGAGGAUGAGACGGGGUUUAAAUCGCAAUUCAAGAUUCUUUCAAGAUUCAGCUCUCUUAAGAAGAUGAUAACAGGUCGUUUCCUAGUAAUUACAGGCCUCUUUUGCUCAAGGAUGAGGGGAAUGCUGCUCUAUCAAAGCCAUUUGUUGAGGCUGAGAUUUGGGAGGCCAUUCGAUGUUGCAAUGGAGACAAAGCGCCAGGGCCGGAUGGCUAUACACUGGAAUUUUUCAAAAAAUGUUGGGAUAUCAUAAAAUCGGAUCUCCUAAAGGCGUUGGAUGAUUUCUACCUCUCUGCAACUCUUCCUCAUGCGAUCGCCCACUCUUUUAUCUGCCUUAUUCCUAAUAGGGAAGCUUUCAAAGAAAACUCGGACUUCAGACCAAUAAGCUUACUGGGCAGCUUAAACAAGAUAAUUUCCAAGGUAUUAUUCAACCGGUUUCAGCCUUUCAUUAAUAGAAUUAUCUCCAGAAACCAGUUUGGAGGGAAAAAGGGUCGUGUGAUCCACGGAGAUAGUCUCAUAGCUAAUGAAAUUAUCGAUUGUCGCAACCGCCCCUCGAGAUCGGGGGAUCCGUCGCGUCACGCUCGGAGUCGCCAUCGACCUUAAAAGUAGUGGGCCGAACACUAAUUGGAUCGGUCUCGACCAUAGGGUCAAAAUCGGGAUUUGGUCUGCGAAAUUUUAGAAAUUCGGAUUUGGGAGUACGGUUACGUGUGGGGAAGUGUAUUCACACCCCACAAUGCCCAAAAAAGGUACUACUUAAAUUGAUAAGUUUUAAAGGGUUGGGUGUUUAAAUUGUUAAUGAUUUAACUUAAAGUCCUAUUGGACUAGUUAAGAUAAUUUGAAUUUCGUAUACUAUUGAUACACGAUGAGAUUUUACGUCUAUUGAAAUAUAUCUCGAAAAAUGAGAAGUUAUGGUUAAUUGGAAUCAAUUGAUUAAUGAUUAUGAAAAGAUUCCACCAUAAAAAGUUAUUAUGCACUAUUAACCAUGAUUUCAUUUUAUUGGAUCUUUAGGAAAAAAAUAUAUAUACAAAUGCGUAAUGACGUAGUGAAAAAGAUAUUUAGAAGAUUUUGAUGUAUAAAAAUAAUGACGAUCUAACUAGAUCAAAAUUUCUAAUACGUUUAAUUAAUUACGUAUUAAGCAUGAUAAGGAAUAAAAUUAGACGAGGGGCCUAAAAGGUUCAAGGAUUGUGAUAUUACUCAAUGGUUCGUUGUGUUGAGUAGUGGCGAGGUUUGAGGUAAAGGUCACUGCUUCAAUCCUCGAGAGCACCAUUUUUUUUUCUAAUUUAAAGAGGGGAGGGGCAGAUCAGUCAUUUAGAUAGCGGCCAGAGGUAUAUAAGGGACUUAACCUAGGAAACCCUAGGCGUCGUUCGAAUCUUCCUCCCUCUUGUCUCUUCACUCUAUGACACGAACCAAGAAGGAAAAACCCCAAAAAAAAAAUCAUCUCUCCCUUUUUCAUUUUGCCUUCUGAAAACCGAAACCCUCUCCUUUUAUUAACUUUCUUCUUCCUCCCGAGAUAAAAAAGGAGUAAAUCCCUCCCAUAUCUCACGUUCCACAGCAAAAUCGGACGGGAUCCCAGCCUAAAAUACGCCAUUGGAGCGCCGAUCAGCCUCCAAAUCGACGGUAAGUUGCGGAUUAUGUUUGCAUGUUUGAUUUUCUGGCUUUUUUGGAGUUUAGGGGUGCUGACUUUCCUUCUCUUGAUUUUUUGUUUCUGUUUGCGGGUAAGGGAAGGAAGAACGAAAGUUAUCGGCGGUCGUGGUUCUCGCCGUCAGCGAAGGAAGAUCGACUGCCAGACGCGACGAAAGGGGAUCUGGGUAAGUUUACUUUUGAUAUUUGAAUUUGAUUUCGGGUUUCUUUGUUAUUUUUAUUUUGAUUUUUGGAAUUUGGCUUUCUGUUGGGAGGAGACGGAGAGUCAACAGCGACGAGGGAGGAUUGAUUUCGUCGGCGAUGACAAAAUCGAAGGAUAACAAAAGGUAGGCUUUGCGGAUUUUUGUAACUUUGAUGCUACUCUCUUUGAUUGUGCAAGUACCGACUCUUCUUUCCUUAUUUUUUUCAGGUUUUGGAAACGGGCAGAGAGCUAGGUGAGGUUUUCCUAAACUCUGCUCGAAGUGGUUUGGGAGAAACACUAAAAAACGGAUUAUGAUGUAGGUUUGAAAACGAUUUACAGAUCUGAGGGGUCGUUUGAAAGUUGAGAUUCUUCAAAUAUGUGUAUUUGAUGAAUACAUCUAUUGUAAAUAC
Molecule: messenger RNA, 3715 nt
Organism: Linum trigynum
Lineage: Eukaryota; Viridiplantae; Streptophyta; Magnoliopsida; Malpighiales; Linaceae
Source: the annotation of a GenBank genome assembly